AUCGUAUUUCCUUUAUUAUACUUCUUUGGAUUCUGCGUAUUUACUCCUCUUUGCACGUAAUUUUCAUUCAACGUUUCAGCAAAGGUCUCCCUGGUAUGUCUGACUGGAAUCAAUUGAACACUUACUACCGUAUUAUAUACGACUACCUAAAACCAGAUCAAGUGAUAUCGUGUGCGGAAGGUGUAUUGCAGUCUAUUGUAGGGACAGCAAACUCAGACCAGGGCGACACUACCUUGGCAAGUAGUGACACAGCAAAUGCUCCAGGUCGGCUGUGUUUUGUGAACAGUCCUGUACAAGUGAGGGUUUUACUUGGAUUGCUUGCUUAUUUCUUCAUCACUAUUGUCCUUAUCCAUUUGGCCUGGCUUCUGUACGGAUUUGAUAUAAAUGAAUUAUUCGUACGAUCUGGAAUCCAACAGCCACAAGCUCAGCGACCUCGUCACAAGGCCAGUUAUAGUGAAAAGAUAUCUCGGUCUGCACAAGCUUCAAAUAUUCCAAUAAAUAAGUCAAAUUUCAUGGAUUAAAAGUUGAUAAUUAGGAAAAAAAAAAAGAGUAGUCUAAAUUAUUAAUUUAUCUUUUAAUUGAAAUAUUUCAACUUAAAAAACCAAAUCACGAUGCCAAAUAAUUUUUUUGAUAAAAUUAAACUAGAUCGCUUCUUUAGGAAAGCUGGCCCUGGUCAUAAAUUAGCACAAGAAAAAGAAAGUCAUGCCAGUUCAUCUUUGCAUUCCAAUUUAUCCGGUGGCCCUUCAUCAUUACCCACAGCCUCUAAAACAGAAUCAGAACAGAGAGCUGCAGCUGCUGCCAUUGCACGGUUCAAUCAAUCAAAAUCAGGGGAAUGCCGGCCUGUUAUGAAAACUAGAGUGCGUAGUGGAACUAAAACUAGCACCACAGACCACCAACAAUCUCCAGAUACUUCUGCCAAAGCAGGGGAGUCUGAAAAGAGUAACACCGAAAGUUGCCCCUUUCUCUUAUUUACAUGUCCUGAUAUUGGACCUGCAGUGCUUCCUAAACAAGAAAUUAAUGAAUAUAUCCGAGAGUUUCUAUAUAACUCCCUUGAAGCACAGCCUGAAAUGGCCUCGACCUUGAUGAUUCAGACUCUGAAUAAAAAUAAAGAAGCCGUAAAAGUUUGUGUUGACAUCUUAACAAAAUAUAUAGACAACCUUAUUAACAACCCCGGUGAGGAAAAAUUCAGGAAAUUCCGACUUAAUAACCGAGCGUUUCAGGAGAAGGUCAACCCUAUGGAAGGGAGUGAAGAAUUUCUACUUACUUGUGGUUUUGAGAGGAAAAGUCUAAAGCUUGAUGAUCAACCUGAAGAAAUGUAUUUUAUCAUUCCAGAAGAAAAAGCUCAAAACGUUGACUAUCUGAAACAUAUGAAAGACUGUCUUCUAUCAGCUGAACCAAUUCGACCUCAGCUUGAUCGAGCCUUGCGAGUAUAUACCCCUCAACAUAUGCCAAAUUUUGUAAUACCUGAUGACUUCUACAAUCUCACUCCAGCUGAACUCAAGAGAGAACAACAGUUACGUAGUGAAAACACAGAAAGGAUUGAAAUUCUUCGAACGAAAGCCAUGCGAGAACGUGACGAGAAACGAGAACUUCGUCGUUAUCGUUACACUAUGAUACGUAUUCGUUUUCCUGAUAGUGUUGUCUUGCAAGGAACCUUUUGGGCUCAAGAAAAAUUAAGUGAUCUGAGGAAAUUUGUACAAGACAAUUUAAGACUUGAUUGGAUACCAUUUAAUUUAGUGAAUCCAACAGGACAUAGACUUGAAGAAGACUUGACACUAAUUGAACUUGGCCUUGCACCAACUGCUGUGGUUAAUUUCAUUGUUGAUGAAGACAUAAUUAAUGAUCUGGCCCUUCAGCCAGGAACUGCUAAUAAAGCUGGAUCAUUUUUGAAGUCUGAUAUUCAAUGCUUACUUCAGGAAUUUCCCUAAAUUGCCUUAAUAUUAUUUUUGAACAUUAAUUUAAAACAAAAAUUGAAAAUUAAAAAACAAAAAAAAAAGCAGAAGCAAAAACAAAACAACAAACAUACUAAAACACAAAAUAUUUCAAGGCUCACUUAUCAAGGAUACUAUAUGUUGAAUAUUUUGAACUGAUUUAAAUGACUGAUAUAUCACUGGUUAAAUUUUUAUUAUCAGAACACUUUUCCUGCUUACUAACACUUGACAAGAUCGUUUUUUAGAGUAACUCUACAAGAAAAAAUAUUCUAUUUUCUAUUUUUCACCAAACCAUGUAAAUUCAUUAUUAAGUUCAUGUAGUGUGCAUUUCCCAAUUGAGUUAUUUGAAAUUGAAGAAAUUUAUCAUAGAAUAUUAAUCAGCGAUUAUUAUAAUUGCAGCCAUGUAAGGUAUUUGUGAAAACUAGCCGUAGAUAGGAAUUAUAUAACAUUAUUAUAGACUAAUGCUUUUAAUGCGCACCAACUUGAGAGCCCCACUGAUACAAGCUUUCCAUUUUGAAGUGUCCAAGUCUAAAUAAAAACUUUCCAUUGUAACUUCUUGUAAGGACCUUUGCGCUGGCUCAGUCAUGUACAUUGCAUGCUAGAUGAAACGAUCCUGAAAGACCUCCUGCAUGGAGAAUUGUUUUAAGCCACUGUUAAUUAUUUUAUUAAAUUUAUCAUUAUUUUCUAAAUUAAUUGAAACAGCAGCAGUGUAUUUCAUUAGAAAUAUAACUACAAAUGGGUUAAACCCAAAUCACACUAACAUUCAUUGCUGCAGUUGUAAAAAGCAGUUUCGCUCAAAUAGUAGAUUUUGACAAUCUAAUGGCUUGUAUUAGUCAGUCUGUCAGUAAUAACUUGAUAUCAUUAUAAACUAUAUGCAAUAAAGAUAAUCAGGAAAUGGUGAGAAUGGAAGAGACUUCAGUUUAGUAACCGUUUUAAAUACCAUUUUAUGAAGAAUGAACUUUUAAUUUUAGAUUUGUAUUAUUUUAGGGAAGUGCAAUGGAUGUUUAUCUGUAAAGGAGAAGAAGAAUAAAAAAAAUAAAUUUUUGAAGCAUUUUAAAA
This is a messenger RNA of Octopus sinensis (East Asian common octopus), 2990 nucleotides long. Its product is annotated as UBX domain-containing protein 6. The transcript has 3 exons. Gene Ontology annotation, cellular component: cytoplasm. The coding region runs from base 612 to 1928 and encodes 438 amino acids. NCBI's taxonomy places the organism in Eukaryota, Metazoa, Mollusca, Cephalopoda, Octopoda, Octopodidae. The record is from RefSeq and is a predicted model, not a curated record. Gene Ontology annotation, molecular function: protein binding.